CUUGUAAAUGACCCUAACCAUGACGUCCAAAGUCAUUUAGUGGGCAAAAACUGCUACUUUUGAUUGAUUGAAAGGGCAAAGAAUUUUUCAAAUAAAUCCUCUACAUUGUCUCUGAAAUAGAAAGAGCGAAACAUUUCACAGCCAUGGUCACGUUCAUGUACAUGUAUUUAUAGUAUUUUGUUUUCAAGUGGCACCUAAAAUUACCGUGGCCCCGAAAAACCCAACAGAAGCAACAGUUGGUCAACCUGUCUCCAUAGACUGUGUCGCUGAAGGAGACCCAAAACCUACCAUCCAAUGGGACAAAAAUUUGAAAAUGAAUGCUUUGGACCCGGCGAGGUUCCAAGUUCUGCCGAAUGGAACCCUUUACAUUCAGGAGGUUAGAAAGGAAGAUGAGAAUAAGUAUGGAUGCAUUGCUGGAAGCAGUGCUGGUUUGAAUAGAAAGGAGGUCCAGCUUCUUGUUCAUUCACCCGAAGGUCUUCAUCCAGAUGCGGAUGGUGAUUCCACAGUAACUAAAGCUGUAUUGAUAACGAUGUCAGUCGCUGGGGCAUAUAUUGUUCUUGUUAUUGGUCUAAUGGUGUGGUGUCGCUAUAGAAGACGGUCCAGGAAGUUGCCUAUUGGUGAUGCUUCUAAAACCGAAAAUGGUGAUAUCGAACACACAGAACUGAAGGACACGGUUAACGGCAGUGGUGGUGCUGUACCAAAACCCAAGGCAAAUGGUGUUGAAAACCAUAAGGAAGGACAAAAAAGUGACGGUGGUGACACGGCAAACUCGCAGUCUUCGAAGGAGUCGAAAAAAUCUACGAAAUCGAAUAGUUAUGAUAAGCUGGCUUUAUCUAGAACGCAUUUGAGAGAAACCAAACUAAUCGGAAGGGGUGAAUUCGGAGACGUUAUGGUCGCCAAAGUAUCUCGAAGCAUCCUACUAUCAGAAAAGAGGAAUUCCAAAAACGGUCAAGCAUCAGGGAUGGCUACAACACCCACAGAAAAUCCUCCUGAUGAAAAAGAAAUCACUGUUCUGGUUAAGGCCUUGACUCAAACUAAAGACGAACAUUGUCUGGCAGAAUUUAAGAGGGAACUGGAUCUAUUCACAAAGUUAUCGCAUGAAAAUGUCACAAAACUACAUGGGCUGUGCAGGGAAGCUGAACCACACUAUAUGAUUUUGGAGUAUACUGAUUGGGGAGAUUUGAAGAAAUUUCUGCUCGCUACACAAUCAGGGAACACACCGGCUUUGACGCCUGUCCAAAGUGUUGGAAUUCUACAUCAAAUCAGUCGAGGAAUCGAACAUAUUUCCAACAAUCGAUUGGUCCAUAAAGAUCUAGCGGCCAGGAAUUGUCUCGUCACGUCGAAACUUGUCGCUAAAGUUAGUCUUCCAAAACUGACUAGAGAUCCGUAUAGUCAGGAGUAUUGCAAGCAUGUUAAUCAGAUCAUACCACUGAGGUGGCUUCCAUAUGAAGCGGUAUACGAAGACGAGUACUCCACAAAAAGUGACAUGUAUUCAUUCGGCGUACUGAUGUGGGAAGUUUUUGCAAAAGGAGAGUUGCCGCACUCGAAAGUGAACGAUAACACUUUCCUCAAUAAGCUCAAAGAGAAAAAGUUGGAGUGGAAACCGCAUUCUGACACCCCAGAACCAUUGAUAAGAAUACAGGAAACAUGCUGGGACCUAGACCCACAAAAGAGACUCUCCUUCGCAGAGCUCUCCAAAGAGAUCGAGGAUGUUCUAAAAUCUUUGUAAAUAUUCAAGGCCAAAAAUGGAAAAUUUUAUGAAAUAAUCGAAUUGUUGGAUUGUAUAGGCUUCCAUACAAUGAAAAAUGAGUCUUCUUAAGCAUAGUGAUUAUGACAUAAUGUCAGUCUUCUUAAGUAUAGUGAUGUGUGUAGUUGUAUUUGUUAAUUUAUUUUUUGACAUUGAGUGCGAAUGGUUUUAACUUAUUUUUCGAUCUCAAAAUCGUAUUGACCCCCUUUAAGAAAGUAAAUAGAGUGUAUGAUCAGAUAAAGUUGGUUUGACCGAUCUUGAAAGUUAUGCUUGAAAAACACGUUUUUAUACCAUAUUUCACGAGUAUCCAUCACGCUUUGACGUCUACAGCAGAGCAGCAAAUCGGGUGUAAAUCUAGUAAAACAGGUUGGUUUUUGUGUACGCAAAUGAACUUUUCUAAGUAAAAGAGCAUUUGGCAAGUACAAAAUAAAUCUGUAGCUUACAAAAAACCAUUGACGGAUCCUUAGAAUUACACGAUGUGUCCUUUGCCUAGAUGGGGAAUUUUGAAAUACAUAUUACCAUAUAAUCAGCUGUCAUUCUACCGUGAUGAAUACUCAUGAAACAGGGUAUAUCGAUCUGUAAAUUUGGUUAAGGUGAUUUGACCCUAUAUACCUUAAUUUGGAUUGAUCCAAAUUUGGAUACCUUUGGAGGCAAUUUUCAGAUAUAGUUUCGCAUGUAGUCUUUCCUUACUGGUAGAUCCGUCAUUUUCGCUUUUGCUGAAACUUUUGUACAUAGUAAUUUAGUUCCUUAAUCUUUAAGCUUUAAUUUACAAAUAGACAUUCAGUACUAGGCAGUUAAUAGAUAAAAAAGCCUAUAUUCAAGCCUAGCUUCAAUUUAGAAAACAAUACAAAUGAAUUUAAAAAAUAUUUUUUUUGGCUCGGUAAAGUAUCAUCGAAUAGUUAUUUCAAGUUGUUGAAAACCCAUUCUAUACUGAAUUUAAAAGCUAACGAUACAAGCAUUUCUCAAAAAAUUGUACAAGAUAAUCCAUGAAAAAUUUUCUGGUAAUAUUUUAUCAGUUUAUAUGAUAGAAUGUUUUUCAAUGCAACUUUUAUCUCUAUUAACUGGAAACAUCACAAAUACAAUUUUGUUGCCGAAGGCUUUCUCAAAUAUGUGUACAUAUCAGUUUUAAGUUACUGUCAAGGCUAUGGAGCAUAUCACAUAUUCUUAAGUGAAACAUGUACAUUGAAAAUCUCAGAGCCAAUGAACACUGCCAAAAUAUUCUGAAAUUUAUUGCGAUGUUGAUUGAAUUCGACAAAAUGUACAGAAGAGUCUGAUUUUCUACUUUUGUACUAAUACGUUAUAUUGUUAUUUAUAUAAAUGAAAACUGAUACACAAGUCUUCACAGCCGAGUGAUUAUGAAAUUUGUGUAUCUUUGUGGCCGGCGAGAAAAGGUGGAGUCUCCAUUAAGCUGGAGUCUGACUGUUAGGCCAAGGAAUGAGAUUUUAUAUCGGGAAAUUCUACUUUAAAUGUGACACUAUAUUUUUUUAGUGCUACCGCUAGAUUUUUGCUUCCUAAUGAAGUAAUAAGUCUGUUGUAAUAAUUAUAUGGUCGGUAUGGUUGGAAAUUAAACACAUCGUUUAAGCUGAUUUGUCGCCAGGAUAAACAACCUAAGCGUAUACAAACUUCUAUUCUUUUUAGUAGAGAAGAAAAUAUGCUACAAAUAUUUAUUCUACAUCGACAACUUGGUGGUUCUUGGAGUAUAAGGAGGGAGCUUAAAAUUCGUAUCAAAACUGUCGCGCGAUAUACUCUACACGCUAGAUACGCUGUCCACUUAUCCAGAUACAGCAUUAUUUCACUUGGAGAUAACUUCAUAAUCAUUAGUUAUUAUAAGUAUAAUCAUAUUAGACGAAAAUACCACUGGUCUGUGAAAUAAUUGUAAAGUCUGGUUUUAUUGCUGCAAGCUCUUCAAAGGGGUCAAAACAUGGACACAUAAAAUGGGUAUACCAAUUUUUGUGGGAAAACUUUUUAUUCGACAACAAAGAAUGAGAAAACGUAUUUUUUGGGAUUCAAUUGAAAGUGUUGGCGGAACGAAAAAACUCUUUGUAUAAGAUUUUUAGGUAUUUAUGAGACCUACAAAAUGAGACCACACGCUGUUGGUAAUGCGACGAUGGUAUCUCGCAGAUAUUUGAAAUUCGUAUUAUUCGUACUUCUAAAUAACCACAACAAAAUUGGGGUAGAUUGGUCAAGUAGUUUUUGAGAAUUUCUAAUUGUUUAUCCCAAAACACCUAUUUUCCGGCCAUCCCUGCUAGUUUAUUGAGCAAUAUACAGGGUUCGUUCAAAGGGCAUUCUAUAGCAAAAUACACUAGUUUACCUUACCGAUAUGAAUCGCAAACAAUUCCGAAAGAUAAAUGUUAUUUUUAUGCGUGGCUGUAAAAAAUGGAUUCACUUGUAAAUGGUAUUCCUGGUCAUAGGUAAUGAUUUAUGCAGGUAUCACCACGUGAAAUAAUGUUAUAUGCUGUUAAUUACCUUUUCUGUAGAAAAUUUUAUUCUCUAAAAAAAUAAUAUUGGUCUUUACACGUUUAGGUUGUUUUUUAAGCGAAAAUAUCAUUACAUGUAGCUUUACCAUCGAAUUUCUCAUAACAUGUUGACUAUACAACAAAUUUUCAUAGAAGCAAAAUGAGAAAGAAUUCAAUUCCCUACAAAAUUGUGUCAAUUUGGUCUUUACAUAGGAUCGAUGGUUUCAAAGAUUUCGAUAAAACAGCGACAGAUGCUCCAUAUCAUGGCACCAGUAUGAACAUUUUAGGAAGCAAUAUUGUAACGAUACCACCACACCAUCGCAAACAUUUUAGAAAAAAUACCUCUUCCAUGGCCUACGAGUAUGUCAGAUAGAUCGACUCACGCGAAGUCUUACAGCUAUGCUAAUCCAACCGAACGCAAAUAUCAUGAUUUUCUAAGAUUUUGAAGGCAUCCAAAAAUAAAGUUUCUUCAAUUAUAUGGUUGCAAUAAUUCUGGUGUAGUCUCAGAUGCUCAAAUAAAAGACUUGUACCAGUCUCCAAAAGUACGACUUUUUAAUUUCUUAGCUUAAAUAAGAGAGACACUAGGUACUCAACAUCAUGAUACAAACAGGGUGAUCAAGAAACAAUGACAAUAUUCAUAAAGCUGAAAAUACAUCCAGAAGUAACACAAAAGCCCCUACAAACGUAUGCCCUAAUCUCAUUACCGACCUAUAGGGAGUUGUACAUUUUUACGAAUAACUGAAAGACUGAAUAAGGCCGAAACAUGGUAUUGCUCGAAUUAUGAUUUGAUGAGAUAUGAUUACUCUCAUAAUAUAUUACAUACAAUAUCAGCGUAUUUUCACAGAAUAACAGCAGAGUUCUUACGUAAAAGAAAAAACCUAAAAAAUGUCACUAUGCAAAUAUUUCAUUGCGCGCUUGCUACAAGUGAGCAUGAAGUGAACGAGAGCUAGUUACAAAUUAACGUCUUGUUGGAAAACCUACACAAUGUAAUAAAAAACCUACAUAAUGUCAAAAAAGCGAUAAUGUCACUUUUUAAGUUACGUAAUACCCCUGCUGGUUGAAGCUUUUUAUACGCAUUCUACGUCAAAUAUUCAAAAUGUUUCUCCAAAAUCGGAUAAAAAUUUCGCAAGAUUGGCGAUUCAUAUAAAAUUGAUUACCCUAUUGAAAAAUGCAACAGAUGUUUUAAAAAAGACAGUAGCAUAUAAAAUAGUUUUCUUUUUUCUUUUGUGGGACUCAACAUUUACAAAUCUCUACGCCCUUGGUGGAGUGUCAGUGACGAAUAUUUUUGUACGAAUUGCCUAUGCUGUUAGUUGUGCAUGAAUAAAAUUUCAUAUCAGUAUCUUAAGAACAAAUUUUUUGAUUUCGUUACUAAAACUUUAACACUCUGUAUGUUGGUAAGGCGGCAUUUUAGGGCCCUUCUUUAUACGAAUUUUUCAUGUUAUUUUUGUACCUACUUUCUUCGUAAAAAAUAUUGCCUCAAUUUUCUUAAUCACCCUGUAUAUUUGUAUAGAGCCUAAAAGUAAGCUUUAUUUAAAAGUUAGAGUGCAUAAUAUGUUGAGCUUCGCUGAUUUGGACUUAUGUGUGCAUAUAGCAAGUCUAUUUGUAACAAUGUAUUGAGAAAGAUAGGUGUUAUGCUUUCAGAGGUUUGAGACAGAAUAUUUAUAUGAGAGAUCAUUUCCGUAUAGCUUCAUAUAUGCAUAUAAUAUUUAUAUGUAUUGUUUAUAAUGGUUGUUCUAGAGGUAUAGAACUUUGAAAUAUGGUAUACACAUUUUAAUACAUAAGAUUAUGCCGCUAAUGAUUUCUGGCAUACCAACUUCAUGUGUUUCUAUAAUUUUGUGAUUUUUUUUAGUUCUACACCUCUAAAAAACAGCACAUGUUUAACUUCGCACAUCCCCUUCUUCAACAGCUUGCUUGGAGGGGAGGGGUAUUCUCAAUACUUAAUACAUUCUUAUGUACGUUGGCUUUAAUCGUAACUUGUUAACAAAUAAUAGUACAGCUCUGAAAUAAAUGUGAAUAUUCCACUUUUACAGUAGAAUCCUUUUCCUCCAAAAAUCUUUACUUUUCUUGAAAACCCAUUUUUCAGCAAAUAUUUUUGAUAUGCACACCAUGAAAUAAUCACAUAAAGAGUAUUAAGAAUAUGUACUCCUUGAAACAAUCAGUUGAAAAAGAGGGUUGUACAAGCUUAAGGGCAUAUUAUAAUCUACAUCGAUACGAUGGCUCUGUGUGAAUACAAGCUUUAUCAUUAAUUGCUUAACCACUAGAUAUGAAUUUCAAUUUUAAAUCACGUUUAAACUUGUUGUCCACAUAAAAAUGAAUAUCAUAUUUUAAACGUUUUCUUUAUAACGUCCGCUGCUGCCCAAUUCGAGAACCUUCAUGUCAAACAUUGUUGAGUGACAUUGACACACGGUACAUGUUGCUGGUAGUAAGGGUUAAAGCUUGAAAGUAACGUUGAAUAUUUUUGCUUGAGACAUCGUUAUAUGGAGCUAGAAGAGAGUAGAAGCAAAUUUAUAUAUUUACUAGACUAAUCCGUCAAUCUCGUUUGCGUGAAAGUACUGGAAAGUAUAGGUCAUUCUUUUUGCACUAGUGUAAAGGAGAUUGAUUUCGGAGAAAGAAAUGCAAUAUUCAAAUAGAUACUUUAGCAAUGAACAUUUGAGGACACAAGUGUAUAAAGGUGUCAUGUAACAAAAUCAUUGUAAUGGGAAAAUUGACUUCAAACAUUUUUAGUGGGACCUUUUACGUCAUUGAAAUUUUAAAUAUUUAGUUUAAUUAGUUUAUUAUCUUGUUUUUACAACAAAGUAAUCACAGAAUGAAAGAAUCACUCCUUAAGUUUAGUUUAAUACAAAAAAGCAAUUUUGUGUCUUUGUUUAUUAUCAAACAUUUUGAUGCUACAAUAAAUUAAUUUCAAUAUUUUGCUUUUUCAUACCUUCGACAUCCAGUAAGGAGCUUACCUGAAAAAUCAUCUUACCUUAAAAUAACCUUGAAGGUCAUGGGCAGGUUCAUUGACAAAGUCUGCAAUUUGCAUUUCACGAAUAAAAUAAAUUUGAUCUUCAAAUGACCUUGAUAGUCAUAGACAAGGUCACGAACGUAAUGGGACAAGUUUCUUGCUUUUUUCGUCUCCGGCGUCAAAAAUAGGGGUUUCCAUUCAAGAAAACUGUCUUGACCUUGGAUACCCUGAAGUACUCAUAAGGAUCGUGGUCAAGGUCAUGGACAAAGACAGUUUACCGUAAAAUUUUCCUCUCUUUACAUUUCCGGUGUCAGAAAUAGGGGUUUGAUUUAAGAAAACUGUCUCGAUCUUCAAAUGACCUUAAGGGUCAUUGUAAAUUCGACGUUCAAGAUCACCAAUGGAUAAGGCUUUUCAAACCUUGCAACUUUACUGUAGAACAUUUCAUGGAAAACGUAUUUUAUGAAGUAACUUUUUCUAUUCAUACUUUUUGAACACCCUGUAUAUUUUCGCGGGUAAAACUAUGCCUAUAACUUUCUUCGGGGUUCAAUUAGUCAAUGUACUGAUUUUUACGUGUCUUAGUAGUGAGGCUCAGACAUUCAUAUUUAUAUAGAUUUUAUAUUGAAAAGCGUUCCAAAAGUGAUAAUUAUUUUUUGUGUGGACUCUGUGCACUGUAGGAAUUAGAUGAUGUAAUCAUUUAUUGGUAUUAGCUUGUACAUAUAUUUUAAAUACCUAUGUAUACAUAUUUUCUUGUAUAAUACUACGAUCUGUCCAUAUUAGCAUCAGUGUAGCUUUUUAUAAUGAUUUUUAUAUUAUAUUGUCCAUUUUUAUAUUAUAAUAUUAUGCGUAAUCUUUUUUGUGAUAUAUAUUCUAAAAUUUUUAAAUAUAAUGAAUGUGUAAUAAUAGAGUCCUUGGACAUCAACGAUACUUGUCCGUUAUUCUAUCAUGAAAAUUGAUGAACGUACGACGCGUACAAAUAAAAUCUUGGUCGUUUUGCAAAAUUUUCAGACAUUGUGAUAGAAUGAAGGAAAAUCUAUAGACGAAGAAACUUAACCGUGUACUACCUACACGUCUUGAGAGAAGAAGCUAUAUGACUUUGAGGUACAUUCUCUCCAUUCAAGGUUAUUUUGUACACGUACUUUGCAGUAAGUAAUAUGUUUUAUUUGUUCCACUUUCCUUAACGUUGUGGGUAUAGUUCAACAUAUUAUAUUUUCAUUGGAUUAUAUCCUGUAAUUCAUC
This is a messenger RNA of Acanthoscelides obtectus, 8383 nucleotides long. Lineage: Eukaryota; Metazoa; Arthropoda; Insecta; Coleoptera; Chrysomelidae. The record is from the annotation of a GenBank genome assembly.